CCGCCCGUCUGCGGCCUCCGGAGGUUCUGCGCGUCAGCCGGAAAGCCGGCGAGCUGAAGCCGGCGGGCGCGCCUGGCCCACUCCUCUCCCGUAGACAGGCGCGGGGGGCCCCCAGCCAGACCGCCGCAGCCCCCCUGCGCCCUCGCAGCCCGCUCCGGCCGGGUGGCGGGGCCGCUGAGGGAUCCCGACCCUCCCUGCGGUGCCGCCGCCACGGCUGCCAUGAUGGAUCGGAAGUGAGCCUCGGGGCGACGGCUGCCGGCGCGGGCGCUUCGAGUCCCAGCUCCCCGGCCGCCCCUGCCCGCCCGGGGUGGGGAGCGCGGCGCGGCGCGCGGAGGGCAGCCGACUCCCCUCGGCGCUCGCCACCUCCUCGGACGCCGCGUGCCCACGGCCUCGCCCCGCGCUGAGCGGCGGGGAGCGGCCCCCGGCCUCGGGCCCCGGCGGCGAGGAAGAUGGCGGACCCGGCCGAGUGCAACAUCAAAGUGAUGUGUCGCUUCCGACCCCUCAACGAGUCCGAAGUGAACCGCGGCGACAAGUACGUCGCCAAGUUCCAGGGCGAGGACACCGUCGUGAUCGCGUCCAAGCCUUAUGCAUUUGAUCGAGUGUUCCAGUCAAGCACAUCUCAAGAGCAAGUAUACAAUGACUGUGCAAAAAAGAUUGUUAAGGAUGUACUUGAGGGAUACAAUGGAACAAUAUUUGCAUAUGGACAAACGUCCUCUGGGAAGACACACACAAUGGAGGGUAAGCUUCAUGAUCCAGAAGGCAUGGGAAUUAUUCCAAGAAUAGUGCAAGAUAUUUUUAACUACAUUUACUCCAUGGAUGAGAAUUUGGAAUUUCAUAUUAAGGUUUCGUAUUUUGAGAUUUAUUUGGAUAAGAUAAGGGACCUAUUAGACGUUUCAAAGACCAACCUUUCAGUUCACGAAGACAAAAACCGUGUUCCUUAUGUGAAGGGAUGCACAGAGCGUUUUGUAUGUAGUCCAGAUGAAGUUAUGGAUACUAUAGAUGAAGGAAAAUCCAACCGACAUGUAGCAGUUACAAAUAUGAACGAACAUAGCUCUAGGAGUCACAGUAUAUUUCUUAUUAAUGUAAAACAAGAGAACACACAAACGGAACAAAAAUUGAGUGGAAAACUUUAUCUGGUUGAUUUAGCUGGUAGUGAAAAGGUUAGUAAAACUGGAGCUGAAGGUGCUGUACUGGAUGAAGCUAAGAACAUCAACAAAUCACUUUCUGCUCUUGGAAAUGUCAUUUCUGCUUUGGCUGAGGGUAGUACAUAUGUUCCAUAUCGAGAUAGUAAAAUGACAAGAAUUCUUCAAGAUUCAUUAGGAGGCAACUGUAGAACCACCAUUGUAAUUUGCUGUUCUCCGUCGUCAUACAAUGAAUCUGAAACUAAAUCUACACUCCUAUUUGGUCAAAGGGCCAAAACAAUUAAGAAUACAGUCUGUGUCAAUGUGGAGUUAACUGCAGAACAGUGGAAAAAGAAGUAUGAAAAGGAAAAAGAAAAAAAUAAGACCUUACGAAAUACCAUACAGUGGCUUGAAAAUGAACUCAACCGAUGGCGUAAUGGGGAGACAGUGCCCAUUGAUGAACAGUUUGAUAAAGAGAAAGCCAACUUGGAAGCUUUCACAGUGGAUAAGGAUAUUACUAUUACCAAUGAUAAACCAGCAGCCACAAUUGGAGUUACCGGAAGUUUUACCGAUGCUGAAAGAAGAAAGUGUGAAGAAGAAAUUGCUAAAUUGUACAAACAACUUGAUGACAAGGAUGAAGAGAUUAACCAACAGAGUCAGCUGGUGGAGAAACUGAAGACACAAAUGUUGGAUCAGGAAGAGCUUCUGGCAUCUACCAGAAGGGAUCAAGACAAUAUGCAAGCUGAGCUGAAUCGCCUUCAAGCAGAAAAUGAUGCCUCUAAAGAAGAAGUAAAAGAAGUUUUACAAGCCUUAGAGGAACUUGCUGUUAAUUAUGAUCAGAAGUCUCAGGAAGUUGAAGACAAAACCAAGGAGUAUGAAUUGCUUAGUGAUGAGCUGAAUCAGAAAUCGGCAACUUUAGCAAGUAUAGAUGCUGAGCUUCAGAAACUGAAGGAAAUGACCAGCCACCAGAAGAAACGAGCAGCUGAGAUGAUGGCGUCUUUACUGAAAGACCUUGCAGAGAUAGGAAUUGCUGUGGGAAAUAAUGAUGUGAAGCAGCCUGAGGGAACUGGCAUGAUAGAUGAAGAGUUCACUGUUGCCAGGCUCUACAUUAGCAAAAUGAAGUCAGAAGUAAAGACAAUGGUGAAACGCUGCAAGCAGUUGGAAAGCACACAAACAGAGAGCAACAAGAAAAUGGAGGAGAAUGAAAAGGAGUUAGCAGCAUGCCAGCUUCGUAUCUCUCAACAUGAAGCAAAAAUCAAAUCACUGACUGAAUACCUUCAAAAUGUGGAGCAAAAGAAAAGACAACUGGAAGAAUCUGUAGAUUCCCUUGGUGAAGAAUUAGUUCAGCUUCGAGCUCAAGAGAAAGUCCAUGAGAUGGAAAAAGAGCACUUAAAUAAAGUUCAAACUGCAAAUGAAGUUAAGCAAGCUGUUGAACAGCAGAUCCAGAGUCACAGAGAAACUCACCAAAAACAAAUCAGUAGUUUGAGAGAUGAAGUUGAGGCAAAGGAAAAACUUAUAACUGAUCUUCAAGACCAAAACCAGAAAAUGGUGUUAGAGCAGGAACGCCUAAGAGUGGAACAUGAGAAGUUGAAAGCUACAGAUCAGGAAAAAAGCAGAAAACUACAUGAACUUACGGUUAUGCAAGAUAGACGAGAACAAGCAAGACAAGAUUUGAAGGGUUUGGAAGAGACCGUGGCAAAGGAACUUCAGACUUUGCACAACCUACGCAAGCUCUUUGUGCAGGACCUAGCGACCAGAGUUAAAAAGAGUGCGGAGAUUGAUUCUGAUGACACUGGAGGCAGUGCUGCACAAAAGCAAAAGAUUUCUUUCCUUGAAAAUAACCUUGAACAACUCACUAAAGUGCACAAGCAGUUGGUACGUGACAAUGCAGACCUUCGCUGUGAACUUCCUAAGUUAGAGAAGCGACUGAGAGCUACUGCAGAGAGAGUGAAGGCUUUGGAGUCAGCACUGAAAGAAGCCAAAGAAAAUGCAUCUCGUGAUCGCAAACGCUAUCAGCAGGAAGUAGAUCGUAUAAAGGAAGCAGUCAGGUCAAAGAAUAUGGCCAGAAGAGGGCAUUCUGCACAGAUUGCUAAACCCAUUCGUCCCGGACAACACCCGGCAGCAUCUCCAACUCAUCCCAGUGCAAUUCGUGGAGGAGGCGCAUUUGUUCAGAAUAACCAGCCAGUAGCAUUGCGAGGCGGAGGAGGCAAGCAAGUGUAAACACACAUACUCACAGAUGUUGGAGAGUAACUGAAGUAUGAAGAGGACAUAGUAUCAAACAGCCAUUCAGUGACUGUAGCCUCUACCCACCAUGGGAUUGUGGAAUUAUAACUUUUU
Molecule: messenger RNA, 3458 nt
Organism: Perognathus longimembris pacificus (Pacific pocket mouse)
Lineage: Eukaryota; Metazoa; Chordata; Mammalia; Rodentia; Heteromyidae
Gene: Kif5b
Product: kinesin family member 5B
Exons: 26
Coding region: 450-3341 (963 amino acids)
Biological process (GO): microtubule-based movement
Molecular function (GO): microtubule motor activity; microtubule binding; ATP binding
Source: RefSeq, a predicted model, not a curated record